AUGAUCCCCGCACUGCUCGUGCUGGGCCUCACAGCCCUUGUUGCUCCAUCGAUGGGCUAUAGUUGCUAUGGUGAUAUAAGUGCUCUUCAAGCCCCCACGAUCUCCUGUACAGCAGUAAGAGCUCCAGACUGUGCCGCAGGACUCGCCAUGGUUCGGAGGACUGCUGAGGCAGAUGUCAUACGCCUGAGGAAGUACGAGGUGCCGAUCAGGAGGGUAGCCAGGAACCUGUGCCUGGACCCCGCGCUGAUCGCAGCCAUCAUCUCGCAGGAGAGCCGGGCCGGGCUGCUCCUGCACAACGGCUGGGACCACUAUGGGCGCAAGUACGGCUUGAUGCAGCUUGGCCGGCACCAACAGCCUUUUGGAGUGUGGGACAGUGAAGAACACAUCAAUCAGUGCUCAACUAUCCUGGUGCGUGCAAUUAAUGAAGUACGGGCAAGUCACCCUACCUGGACCUGGGACCGGCAGCUGAGAGGGGGAAUCUGCACCUACCAUGCAAAAAUGGGCAACCACCUGGUCUACGAGGAAGACCCAUGUGACAGAGACAACUACUACGUCAACAGUGUAAUUAGGCGAGCCCAGUACUUUAAGAGACAUGGGUUCUAG
This is a messenger RNA of Chaetura pelagica (chimney swift), 603 nucleotides long. RefSeq names its product lysozyme g-like. Gene Ontology annotation, molecular function: lysozyme activity. The record is from RefSeq and is a predicted model, not a curated record. The coding region runs from base 1 to 603 and encodes 200 amino acids. The transcript has 5 exons. NCBI's taxonomy places the organism in Eukaryota, Metazoa, Chordata, Aves, Apodiformes, Apodidae. Gene Ontology annotation, biological process: peptidoglycan catabolic process; defense response to Gram-positive bacterium. Gene Ontology annotation, cellular component: extracellular region.